This is a messenger RNA of Solanum stenotomum, 1149 nucleotides long. RefSeq lists its product as uncharacterized. Gene Ontology annotation, molecular function: nucleic acid binding. Gene Ontology annotation, biological process: DNA integration. The transcript is spliced from 2 exons. The coding region runs from base 1 to 1149 and encodes 382 amino acids. NCBI's taxonomy places the organism in Eukaryota, Viridiplantae, Streptophyta, Magnoliopsida, Solanales, Solanaceae. The record is from RefSeq and is a predicted model, not a curated record.
AUGACAUUUUGCUCACGAUGGGUCGAAGGGUCUAUGUACCCAAGUUCGGGUCCAUCAGGCGGCGAAUCAUUAAGGAAAGCCACGCACACCGUGGGCCGGGCAUCCAGGGCAACGACGAACGAGGGCGCCGAUCAAGGCUAUAUAUUUUUGGCCAUGCAUACGGGACGAUAUCGAGUGUUAUGUGUAAACUUGUCUUGUGUGCCAACAAGACAAGGUGGAGCAAAGCAUCCGAGAGGAAUACUAGAGCCAUUACCCGUAUCGGAACACCCGUGGGAAAAUGUGACCAUGGACUUUAUCACUUCCCUACCUAAGUCCGACGGGUAUAGAACUAUCAUAGUCGUGGUGGACAAGUUCUCAAAGUAUGCUGCCUUCAUACCCGCCAUAGCGGGAUGCACCACAAAUGAGGCCGCUCGAUUAUUCUUCAAGAAUGUGGUGAAAUAUUGGGGGCUGCUAAGACAUAUCAUUAGCGACCGAGACCCCCGCUUUACUGGAAACUUUUGGAGGGAGUUGUUCGAGAUACUUGGGAAGAGUUUGGGUGCUUACCAUCUUGCCAAGGGAUGGGAAGAGCAACUUGACACUGCCAAGUCCUACUUGGACAAGGAAACAAACAAGAUGAAGAAGUUUGCCGACCGUGGACGACGUCCCACAGAUUACAAAGAAGGCGACAUGGUCUUGGUGAAAUUCAAUCCAAGACAGUUCAAGGCACUAAGGGGUGUUCAUCAAAACUUAGUACGGAAAUAUGAUGGUCCGUUCAGGAUCGUUGCCAAUGUAGGCAAGAUCUCAUAUAAGGUGGAGUUUCCUCCACACUUUAAAAUCCAUUCGGUGUUUCACGCAAACAUCCUCAAGCCGUACCAUGAGGACAAGGAAGACACUAGCCGGAACCAAUCACGACGAGCCCCCAUUACUGUCACCGCCUCGUAUGACCGGGAGAUUGAAGCUAUCAUAGACUAUCAAGCCAAACAGAAGCAGGGUCAACAAGCCAGCGCCAUGUUCCUUGUGCAUUGGAAGGGACAAUCCCCGGAUGAGGCCACAUAUGAGAAAUAUGAAGACUUGUGGCAAUUCAAAGACCAAGUCCUGGAGUUUAUGCAGCAAUGCGCCGCAGUCGUCGCAUCAUUAGGUGGGGGAGCAUGUGACGUCCCGCCAUUUUGA